Messenger RNA from Pyricularia pennisetigena, 1263 nucleotides. RefSeq lists its product as uncharacterized. Gene Ontology annotation, biological process: protein deneddylation. NCBI's taxonomy places the organism in Eukaryota, Fungi, Ascomycota, Sordariomycetes, Magnaporthales, Pyriculariaceae. The record is from RefSeq and is a predicted model, not a curated record. The coding region runs from base 1 to 1263 and encodes 420 amino acids. The transcript has 2 exons. Gene Ontology annotation, cellular component: COP9 signalosome. Gene Ontology annotation, molecular function: protein binding; metallopeptidase activity.
AUGGCUUCAGAAAUGGAAAUCAACCCUCUCAUAUCAACACAAAAAUCCGACUCUGAGCUUCACGUCGGCCUGCACCCUCUCGUGCUUCUUACUGUUUCCGAUUACAUAACAAGGCACACCUUACGGGGGCAGACAUGUCCUAUAGUCGGAGCGAUUCUAGGCCAGCAAAAUGGAACGAAAAUCACAAUGGAACAUGCUUUUGAGUGCUUGACACGGUCUCUACCCAACGGUGAUCUCUCUCUAGACCAGGAUUGGUUUACCAACAGGCUAGACCAAAUGAAACUUGUCCACAAGGAUCGCAACCUGGACCUUGUCGGCUGGUUCACCUUACUCCCCCGCGCCGGUCCCGACCAACGGCUUCUACAGCUACACAACCAAAUCCUCGCCAUCAACGAGUCUGCGGCCCUACUGGCUCUCCAUCCCGAAGACAUCGCUGCCGCUGCUGGCAGCAAACUACCCGUCACAAUAUACGAGACAGUCCUCGAGUCCGAUGAUCAGAGGCAGGGCCAGUCCGCCGGUGGCGAUGAGGAGAUGAAGGACAGCGGAAACGAGGCUGCCGAGAACUCCUUGAGGCCGCGGUUUCGCGAGCUGCCUUACUCUGUAGAGACGGCCGAGGAUGAGAUGAUCAGUAUGGCCUUUGUUGCCCGCGGUGGCGCCAACGCUGGAACAGCAACCGUGAUUGAUGACCCAGCGAACCGGAAGAAGUCUUCAGUCUCGUCCGUUCAGGUUGACACCAAAGGCAAGCGGAGAGCGGUUACCAAGGAAGAGGAGGAGGAAACGGGCGCCGCCGAACCCGUCACCUUGUCUCGCGAAGACGAGGAGCUCGUUUCGACCCUUACAGCCAAGGCAAACGCUAUCAAGAUGCUUUCGGCCCGAAUCCAACUCAUCACAAAGUAUCUGGAGGGAUUACCUCCGUCGUAUCUAUCUGGAGAGCAGAGUGGAUCGGCUUCAGACGUCUCGCAGCAACCCAGUAGCACCACGACCCCGUCCCCGGUCCUGCUACGAUCAAUCCAGGCAUUGGUCAACCGUAUUCAUCUCUUGCUUCCCUCAUCGGUGGAGGCAUUUCAGCAAGACAUGUUGAGCGAGGCGAACGACGUACAGAUUGUGUCGCUUCUCAACGACGUUUUGCAAAGCGUCAACGAGCUGAGGGACGUUGGCAAGAAGUUUCAUGUGGUUGAGCUGGCCAAGCCACGCAAAGGCGACAACUCUUCAUUACUUGGGAUACAACAACAACUGUCUACCGCUGGUGAUAUCAUGUCUUGA